AGUGACUUCCGCUUCCGGUUCUUAAGGCACGCGGGUCCCGGGAGCCAAGCAAUCGGGGAAAAUGAGGCCUUUGACUGAAGAAGAGACCCGGGUAAUGUUUGAGAAGAUUGCGAAAUACAUUGGCGAGAAUCUACAACUCCUGGUGGACAGACCCGACGGCACUUACUGUUUCCGGCUGCACAACGACCGAGUGUACUAUGUGAGUGAGAUGAUCCUGAAGCUGGCGGCCAACAUCUCCGGAGAUAAGCUAGUGUCACUGGGGACGUGUUUUGGAAAGUUCACUAAGACCCACAAGUUCCGGUUGCACGUUACAGCUCUGGAUUACCUUGCACCGUAUGCCAAGUAUAAAGUGUGGAUAAAGCCUGGAGCAGAGCAGUCCUUCUUGUAUGGAAACCAUGUGUUGAAGUCCGGUCUGGGUCGAAUUACUGAAAACACGUCUCAGUAUCAGGGAGUGGUGGUUUAUUCCAUGGCCGACAUUCCUUUGGGUUUUGGGGUGGCAGCAAAAUCUACCCAAGACUGCAGAAAAGUGGACCCCAUGGCAAUUGUGGUGUUCCAUCAGGCAGACAUUGGGGAGUAUGUACGCCAUGAAGAGACACUGACUUAAGAUGGUCAUCCCAAGAACAUUUGUUUGCUGUGUGCAGGCCAUCAUGCUAAAUCUGGGUAACACUGAGAUAUGAAACUUGGAUUCUACAGAAAUGGCUCAAAAAUAGGGUUUCUGGCCUUCUAGAGUCAAAAGCAGGUGGAUCACAAGUAUAAGGCCAGCUCACGCUACUUGGCAAGUUCAAGGCUAGCCUGGGCUGCAUAGUGAUCCUUGUCUCAAAAAUCUAAAACAGACAAACCAGAACCUGUGAGUUUGUGUGAGUAAAUCAUGUUUUUCUGUUUUGUAUGUGCAUUGUCUUGGUUUGAAUCAGAAGACUUGUUCUGAGUGACGGUUUCUAGGUUUCUUCACUGAGGACAAGAGUAAUCUUACUGUUAUCUGUGAUAACACUGUUUUCCAGGCUCAUAACAGUGGACUUCCUAUUGUUUAUUAAUACUAAAAGUAGAAACAGCCAUAUAAAGGUUUUACAUAUGGAAUUUAAUAAACUUUAAUGGUUUUAUAUUUUUUA
Messenger RNA from Apodemus sylvaticus (European woodmouse), 1106 nucleotides. RefSeq names its product nucleolar pre-rRNA processing protein NIP7 (gene Nip7). NCBI's taxonomy places the organism in Eukaryota, Metazoa, Chordata, Mammalia, Rodentia, Muridae. Gene Ontology annotation, molecular function: RNA binding. The coding region runs from base 62 to 604 and encodes 180 amino acids. The transcript is spliced from 5 exons. Gene Ontology annotation, biological process: ribosomal large subunit biogenesis; ribosome assembly. The record is from RefSeq and is a predicted model, not a curated record. Gene Ontology annotation, cellular component: preribosome, large subunit precursor; nucleolus; nucleus.